Molecule: messenger RNA, 3682 nt
Organism: Planococcus citri (citrus mealybug)
Lineage: Eukaryota; Metazoa; Arthropoda; Insecta; Hemiptera; Pseudococcidae
Product: membralin
Exons: 13
Coding region: 258-2891 (877 amino acids)
Biological process (GO): positive regulation of ERAD pathway; response to endoplasmic reticulum stress
Cellular component (GO): endoplasmic reticulum
Source: RefSeq, a predicted model, not a curated record
CUAUAUUGUGAUUCUUGCAUGUAGAAGACUCACAAAAAAUUUUGAAAUGCAAUGAUAAUGAUAAUAAUCAUCAAAAUUGAAUAUUAGAUACAAUAUUUGUUAAGGUAUAUUUAAAUUCAUUGUAAGUAGAUCAUGUGAUUUCAUUAUUUCAUUUAGAAUCAUAAUUUCUCAAGUCCCUGGGGUCUUCUUACUGUCGCAUAUCUAACAGAGAAUAGCCGAAGUGAUAUUGGUUUCGAGUCGAUGGUGUAAUUUUUAUUAUGUCCAAUAUUCAAGGAAAUAAUCCAUCGCAACCUCUUGAUAAUUUAAAUGAAAAUAUCACUUCGUUAGAACCAUCAAAUCCUUAUUCUUCAGGGAGUGACGCUGGAUUCAGCUCAAGUACAACCGACGGAGCUAACGUUACACCGAUUUAUUCUACAACAAGUAGACUCGUCACAAAUUCAGGAGCUUCGAUUCCACUUAGUGAAAACAGUAGUAAUAAUAACAAUACUAAUUCAGAUACCAAUAACAACAGUCGCAGUAGUACUAGAAAUCAUACGAACAAUCUCAACGAUAGUAACCCUUCUAAUAAUUACAAUUAUAUUAACAACGUGAAUGCCAUUAGCAAUAACAGAAAUACAAUGAAUGUUCCUUUAUUGGGAGUUCGCGAUAGAUUAUUUCAUGCCAUAUUUUUUAAGGCGUCUGUAACAUAUGCACGAUCUGUUCCGUCUUCAGUUCGAAGAGUCAUAGAAUUCCUCAUUUUAUUAAAAGCGGUAACGGCUUUUUUCAUGUUAAUAUAUGUUCAUACAACGUUUAUACAUAAGCCAACCGAAUGUUUGAGUCAUUUGAAGAACACUUGGCCAAAAGAUGGCAUUCUUAGAGUAGAAAUUUUGAGAAAUGGUGGUGCGGAGUAUACUAUUGAAAAUUCAUACGCAAAAGAAAGACGAAUCGAACAGCAACGUUUUAAUGAAAUGAAUCUUUUAUUAACAACUUUUAAAUUUCCGAUGGAAUGGCCUAGCGAAGUACACCUGGAAUCUUCGUUGGACGAAGAUACCCCAUUUCAAGAGACAGACAAUAAAGAUAAGGACAAAGAAGAAGUGUUAUUUGCUGAUGAACCUAUUGAAAACAUAUCUUCUGUCGCGUGGAUUGACGGUAACAAAAGCUUAUUCAGUUCGGCGUGGGACGACAUCAGCCAAUUUGGUGGAACUCAAGAUUUUUCAAGAGAUAAAGAUUUUGAAAGUGAUAUUGGUGCAAAUGGACAGUUCAACGAAACGUUACUCCAAUCAUCAAGUGCUUCCAAAGACACGACUGAAAAAAGUCAGUCCCAUCGCACGUCUUCUCCUUUGAAAGAGUCUGUAUCAGAAAUGGAAAAAUUAGUAAGAGCAGUGUGGCCUGAAGAAGAAUACAUUUUGGAAUUUUCAUUGGAAUACGGGUUUUUAAGAUUAUCUCCUCAAACUCGAGAAAAGCUAAAGAUACCUGUGAAAAUAGUUACGCUAGAUCCGACCAAAGAUACUUGUUUCGGAGAUGAUGUAACUCGUUUCAUUCUUGAACAUUUUAUUGGUUACGAUGAUUUACUGAUGGUCUCUAUCAAGACUCUCGCUGAAAAAGAAAAUAACAAAGGUUUUCUCCGAAAUGUUGUUACUGGAGAACAUUAUCGAUUUGUUACGAUGUGGAUGUCGCGAGCAUCUUAUUUGUUUGCUUUUGGAAUGAUGAUAGUAUUUACUCUUUCUCUUACCAUUUUAUUAAGAUAUUCUCACCAUCAGAUUUUCAUUUUCAUCGUUGAUUUAUUACAAAUGUUGGAAUUCAACUCAGCUAUAUCAUUUCCGGCUGCUCCUUUGUUAACAAUUAUUUUGGCGUUAAUCGGUAUGGAAGCGGUAAUGUCUGAAUUUUUCAAUGACAAUACGACGGCUUUCUAUAUCAUUGUAAUUGUGUGGAUAUCUAACCAAUACGAAGCGGCUUGCUGUUAUAGACCUAUAACGAAAAAACAUUGGGUUAGAUUUUUCUACCUGUAUCAUUUCUCGUUUUAUGCGUAUCAUUAUCGAUUCAACGGGCAAUACAGUGGAUUGGCUCUCAUCACGUCUUGGCUGUUCAUCGAACAUUCGAUGAUCUAUUUCUAUCACCAUUACGAAUUACCCUUCGUACUACAACGUCAUAAUUUGCAGCAGUUCAUUAUGGCCCAGCAAACAGCGGCAACUAACGAUUCGGUAUCAUUUUUGAAUCGAGCCGAUCGUCGUAAUGAAGACGAUAGUAAUACGCGAAACGCUGCUGGUAGACCUAACAAUGGCGGUGGCAAUGCAGCCGUCAGCACCGGCGCUGGUUCAUCUUCUGCGAACGAAGAUGUAUCCGUCGAGUUGAGAUCGCAGAAUGAAAUGCAAUCCAUAUUUUCAAACAUCACCAGACGACUGUUGUUUCGACGUCGACCGCACAAUAACGUACCGACGCCGGAGACUUCGGAUAGUAUAACUCAAACGUCAGCGUUUUACGCCGACCAACAAGUGACCACCGGUCAGUACGUGAACGAAGAACAGGGUGCUUUAUUCGGCCCUCAACAAGUACACGAACAACUGAUGGAGGAUAUCGGUGCCAAUGGUCGUGGCCGCGAUUCGCACAAGACCGCCGUUAACGCGAUGAGUUCGUCCUUCAGUCCUGAUAUUAUCGCGUCCACUUCGAAAAGUGUCGUAUCUAGUCCGGACGUUGUGACUUCAUCGUCUACGGAAAAAACAGCGGCUACCGUGGCCAGUACGGCGACAGAUUACUCUCAAAAUCGAACUCAAACGACGAUUAAUUCAUCAGCAUCGUCUAACAACCUAUUAAAUAAACGAUGUUUGUCCGAUGAAAAUCCAAACAACGAUGUAAUUAGAACGCAAAACGACGACGAUACCGGUGUCCGAUUGGAACCGGCGAAUAUGUCGUAAUGGCGAACGAUCGUUUAUUUUGUGUGCGUGGUUUUUUUUCGCCCAUUUUAUUUAUUGUUAUUAUUAUCAAACAUUAUUAUCAUUAUUCAAUUGUUCGAGAAAAGCUUAAUACUGUACUGCGAAUCGUAAUUAUAUUUACGCUUUUAUCUAUGUCCUUUGCAAUACACCUCUUGCAAAAUGUUUUUUAGCAAAUAAGAAAACUAGUCAUUUAUGGUAUUACCGUAAAGAAAUUUCCCUCAAUCUGUCGAUACCUAUCUACAUUUCGUCUUUUUAUCUUUUCGUUUUUUUUUUUUUUUUUUUUUUUUUUAAAUCAUCAACCUACGACGACUGGUUACUCCACGAAUGCGGAUGGAUAAUUCAUGAAAGAAUCCUGCUAUCGCGAUGUCCAUAGCGUUAUGCUUAGGUACUUUACUUAGUGUUUUGAAUGCAUGUUGAUUAAAAUUGAUGUUACCAGCAGCUUUAAUACCUAGUUACAUAUUUUGUUAUAUAUCUUAUUAAAUGUGGGGAAAACUUUUAAGCAAAGCUUUUAAAUGUUGCGGUUUUUUCACAGUAGGUAACUACAGUACUGUACUUGCUUCGAUGAAAACCUUAUCAGUGAUUAGUUGCUAAUGAAAAGUUCUUGGUAACUGAUCUCAUGUUUUUUCUUAUUUUCUUUUCUUUUUUCUUUUUUUUCAUUUAAAUAAAUGUGUCUUUUUUCUUUUAUUUUUUUAAGCCGGUGCGAUGUGCGAGUUAUUCUAAUUGAAAAGUUGUUUUGUUAAAAUUGAUGAUACUUAUACAUUUUUUUUUUAUUA